AUGAUGAUACCGCCUCCCGCCCCGUCGCUAUCCAGCGUCACCGACUACUAUCCAUCCUCCACCACUCUAUCUACCUCGUCCGUGGAUACGGGACUCGCCUCUGAUCUCGCCAGACAUGAUAUCCUCGAAGACGACGGCAACGGGGUCCUCGUCGUGCCUCAAACGCACUCUCCAAGCGAGAGCCAAUCCUUCAUCCAGACCCCGGCGCCUAGGAUCUCAAAUACCCGACCGAUCUUCUAUUCCUCACGCGCUUAUUACGAUUAUGAUGACUACGAUAACGCAACCAACAACCACAACUACAACUACGCCUGUCUUUUCCACAUCCUGAACUGCCAUGAGACUUUCACCGAUAUCGAACACUGGAAAACUCAUGUGCUGAGCCAUUUCCGCACGCACCAGCCGCCUCCUAUGGCGCGCUGCCCUAUCUGUCCUACCAUCACCUCUCCCACUUCUCCCACCAACACCAACAACACCCCCAAUAACAUCUUCACAGACACUCCCCACAGCCGCGCCUGGGACGCCCUCCUUGACCACAUCGACACAGUCCAUUACCAGCACGGCCACACUCUAGCCAACACCCGUCCGGACUUUGAACUGCUGCGCUACCUUUUCCGGCUGCGCAUUAUCAGCGAGGAGCAGUUUAAGUUGGUGCAGGUGGUGCCGGGGGCGGGGAGUCCAGGGUAUCAGCGGGGGAUGGAACCUGCGAGGGCCAGGAUGGGGAGUGCAGAGGAACCGUUCUGUGCGGCUUAUAGUAGACGGAGAGAGAGGAGGAUGACGGAGGAGAGGAGGAGAGGAUGGGGUGUUGCUUAA
Molecule: messenger RNA, 810 nt
Organism: Aspergillus chevalieri
Lineage: Eukaryota; Fungi; Ascomycota; Eurotiomycetes; Eurotiales; Aspergillaceae
Exons: 1
Coding region: 1-810 (269 amino acids)
Source: RefSeq, a predicted model, not a curated record